Molecule: messenger RNA, 1590 nt
Organism: Acanthochromis polyacanthus (spiny chromis)
Lineage: Eukaryota; Metazoa; Chordata; Actinopteri; Pomacentridae
Exons: 5
Coding region: 88-585 (165 amino acids)
Source: RefSeq, a predicted model, not a curated record
UUGCCUUUUUUCUCCCUUUGUCUCAUGUCAUUGGAACUACUGUCAGAGUGAAUCCAGACGAAAGUUGUUGACACAAUUUGGAGGAAAAUGCAUCUGGUCCGUUGGGUCCUCGCAGGUCUUCUGGCGGUCGGCUCCUCUGAACUCUGCUGUGCAGGUCCUCUCCAUGCACAGUGCAAAGUAGAAUGGUACUUUGGGAUCCCAUGUCAAGACGUCUAUGAAUCCCUGGUUUCACAGAUUAAGAAGUGGAGAACCAUGUCUGGGUGCAGCCUGGGAGGACAGAGGUGCCUCUACAAGUUGCAGUCUGCCUCUGUCCACUUUAUAGCUGCGAAGCACACCACUCCCUUUAAGAUGUAUGUGGAUGACAUCAGCUUCCGACUGGUCUCGUAUCACUUCUUCACUUGCUGUCACGUUUCGGCCAUGUCCAUCUCUGAGACCUGGUAUGCCAUUACAGACCACGGCACCAACUACUGCAACCUUUACAACCUGAUGGAAGGAAGUGGUCUAACUGAAUCCAGAGGUUAUAAAGAGGUGACCAGUGACUUCCUGUGCACCCAGCGCUCCACUGCUAACUGUACUGUUUACUGACUGAGUCUUUAUGUGGAUCUGAGAUUAUUGCUGUAUAGAAAAGGUAAUUACUGGACAGUUUAGAAGAAUGAUAUUCUUUCUUUAUAACUACAGCCAAAAGAUCACAUUCAGGCUGCUUUCUAUCGUUGUAUUUUGGGGUCCACUGUCUGCUUUCCUUAUGCAAUAAAUGCAUAAUGAAUACACUUUACAUUACUCACAAUAAGUUCGGAAUAUUUUUAUUUACAGGAGUGCUUUUCCUAUAUGGCCUGAAUUUUAAUGAAAUAAGUAAUAGUUCCCUUUGAUUUUACUAGAAUGAGAAGAAGCACCAUUUUUAUUAGUGCAAUAUUUAUUACCCCAACAAUUUAGACAAUAACAAAGAUUGCCCCAAAUGACAAAAACUGACAAAGUCAGUAGUGGGUGUUUCCACCAUUUGCAGCGAUGACAGCUUGACAGCGACGUCUCAUCCUCCUAACUAGCCUCAUGAUGUUGUUCUGAGGCGUUCCACUCCUCCACCAGUGUUACAGCAGUUCUUUCAGGUCACAUGGGGGUGGGGUAAGAGCAUCCAGUCGCUGCUUCAGUUGGUCCCAGACCUGCUCUAUGGGGUUCAGGUCAGAGGACAUUGCUGGUCAUACCCUAUGAGGCACUCCCACUUCCUGAAGUCCAGCUGUGACUAUUCUGGCACCAUGUGGUGGAACAUUAUCAUCCUUGAACAUAAAGUUGGGGGUGUUCUGGCAGAAUUGGGGGAUGAUGAUGGUUCUGAUGUCUCUGAGGUAAGAACGUGCAGUGACUGAUCCAUCUACAAUCACCAAAUCUGUUUUGUGCUGACUGGUGAUGCCUGCCCAGACUGUUGAACCUCCUCCACCAAAGCCAACCCUGGGGACCAUGUUGACCUCGGUGUAUCGCUCCCCUUGCUAUUUUGCUCAUUUUAUUUUUACUGUGUACAUUAUUAGGUCAUGUACUGCUACUUUAACUUUUAUUGUGGAGACUAUAAAGUGAUUAAAUGAAAAAAAUCUGGACUCUUCCUUA